CGUCAACGAGCGAGCAUCGAGGCUCCGGGUGGUCCAUCGAUCGUGCAAAAGCUGUCAUAGCUGAAAUGGAAAAGCCAUCUAGCUCAUCGUCAGAUCACAAUGUCAAACUCUCAUUUACACAAGGACUGUUGGUUGGCCAACUCUCCGUCGUUCUCUUAAUCGGCGCAUUCAUCAAGUUCUUCAUCUUUGGUGAAGCUUCUCCCUCUUCCUCCCGGAGCCAGACUCGUCGAACUAGCCCUCACAAACGGUCGUAUUCCAUAAGUGGAGCAAGGGAUCUUGGUUCUCGAUCGCUGAAAGAGAAGCCGUCCUCCAACGUCUUACGGCCGGUACCGUCCUCAUCUACCAAUACUCGAUCGAUCCUCCGGAAGACGUAUUACAGUGCCAAUCCCACCAAUUUCACCUCAAAACAUGGCCGCCAUAGGCCUCACCAUUCUACACAUCAACCGGAGUCGCUGGAUUGGUUUAAUGUCCUGAUAGCGCAAACCAUCGCUCAGUACCGUCAAACCGCUUAUAUCCUUAAAGAUUCUCCGACCUCCUCUAUACUCGAGUCGCUUGCUACAACGCUCAAUAAUCCGGAGAAAAAGCCGUCAUUUAUCGAUGAUAUUACAGUAACAGAUAUAUCCCUGGGAGAGGAAUUCCCGAUAUUUAGCAAUUGCCGGGUUAUUGCAAUCGAUGACCCGAGUUCGGACGGUGGCCGCCUGCAGGCACUUAUGGAUGUCGACCUGAGCGAUGAUAACCUUUCUUUGGCUAUUGAAACGAACCUGGUUCUUAAUUACCCAAAACCUUAUUCGGCGAUCUUGCCUGUUGCCCUGUCAGUUUCUGUCGUGAGGUUUUCAGGGACACUAUGCAUAUCGUUUGUUCCGGGCACCACGCAAACUUCGACCCAUUUAGCCACAUCACCAUCAAAUAUCGAUCCUACCUUACAGACCAAUGAUUAUUCCGGGGCAAAUAGACGUGGCAACCGUCGUCAAGAGCGGACAGAUACCGAGCAAGUGACGCAGGCUAACAACGCUGGCACGACGGGCAUUCCCAAAACCAGCUUAGCAUUUUCUUUUCUCCCGGAUUAUAGACUUGACCUUUCUGUCCGCUCCCUUAUUGGUUCGCGGAGCCGCCUUCAAGACGUGCCGAAGGUUGCUCAGUUGGUGGAAGCUCGCGUGCAGGCAUGGUUUGAAGAAAGGGUUGUUGAGCCACGAGUCCAGGUCGUUGCCUUACCGGGUAUCUGGCCUAGAAUGGGCCGGACCGGGGUUAGAGGACAGGAGGAGCAACAAGAAGUGGGCUCCAGUGGGAAUGCGGGGGUAUCCACUGCUAACGUUAGCAUGCUGGGAGCCCGCGAUGCUGGGGCUGAAGGGUCGCAUGCCACGAGGGACGCUGAUGUGGAAGGUCUUAGAUAUCGCCGGAAUGCUUCUCCGGGCGAUGAGACUUCUGGUGUCAGAUAUUCACCCCAAAAUCAGGAUAGUCGAGAGCAAGCCUGUGAAUCUAUCGCCUCCCAAGGAAUGUAUGGGGAGUCAGGAUAUUUCGGAUCUAGGUAUUGAAAAGUAAUUAUGACAACUGUGCACACUCAUUUUGACGAGAAUAUGAUCUUAAAACUAUGGUGUUC
Molecule: messenger RNA, 1597 nt
Organism: Coccidioides posadasii C735 delta SOWgp
Lineage: Eukaryota; Fungi; Ascomycota; Eurotiomycetes; Onygenales; Onygenaceae
Source: RefSeq, a predicted model, not a curated record